AUGAAGAAAUCGAUUGCGAAAACGAGGGUAUCAACGCGGUUCAAGUCUGCUGUUGGUGGCAAGUCUCACAACAAAAGCGAGGAUCUGAAGCAACUGACAGAGAAAUAUGAUGCUUUCAAUAAGUGCCUGAAGUCUUUUCUUGUUGUUUUGAAGCAACAUUACGCUGCGAUGGAAGCGCUGACAAAGUCGCGUAUCGAGAUGGCGCAACAUAUUGCUGUUUUAUCGAGAGGAUCUCCACUUUCUAAUCACGUCGGUGCUAUGCCAGCAGCUGGGGCUCCACCAGAUUCAGUUUGUUCCUACCUAUCAACACAUCACUCUUUGGCAAACAAGAACAAACAGUACUCUCAACGUUUCGCCAAGUUUGUCAUUGAUUACUGUAUCCAAUGGCAACAAGUAGUUUUUACAAGGGUUGACAAAACACUGAAAGAGGCAGAAAAGUCUCGGGUCGAAGCAGAUCACUAUCAAUCAAAGGUUGAAAGCUUGCGCCAGUCCGCCAACGAAAAGCUCGCAAAAGGAAAACAAGUGGAUUCCAAGUCGGCCGAGAAACUUACUCGCAAUGAAGAGAAACUCGUGAAAAUAAAGGAGGAAAACAGGCAAUGUGCGUCUGAUGCUUGUUUGCUAGUGGAAGAACUGACUGAUCGAGCGUGGAGGGAUUUGCAUCCUUUGUUGGUGAAAGUAAUUCAAUUCGACAUGACUAUUAGCACGGAAGAGGCAAAGGCCAUGGGAAGCCUCAAAGCGGUGGUCACUGAAUUGAAAAAUAUCGCGGCUACUCAUGGAAUCAGUGAAGAUGCACGUUUGAAAGAGAUCGAAACUCUAGCUCCUUCCGAUCUAUCGACAAAGGAAGGUGGCGAUACUGUGCAGGUGGAAUCAGAUAUGGGACGAUUAUCCUUUACUGGUAGCACAAAUGGGGGUAUGAUGAAUCAAGGGGGUAAUACGCUCUUUCCAUCAGGUACAACAGCCGCACAAGGGUCUGGAGGGUAUCCUGUACCUGUCAAAAGCAAUGAUGGUUUGGGUGGAAUGUCCACAGUGGACAUGGUUGCAAUUUCAGCUGCAGCUGCUCCACCACCGUCCAUGGACCAGCUAGAAGCAGCCUUUGGUUCCUCCAAUUCGUCAAUGGGUUCAGAAAUCAGCGCCCCGCCAGCUUCGGCACCCCCGUUACCUCCAGGCGAUACAAAUCCAUUCGGUCCGGGACCAACACCUGCUGCAGCACCCAAUCCGUUCGGUCCAGAACCAACACCCACUACUCCAAGUAUGUAUGGGGCACCACCAACCAAUCCAUUUGGUGGUCCAGCACCUUCACCUGCUGCUACCAAUCCUUUCGCCGGACCACCCAAUCCAUCAGCUGCACCAACCAAUCCAUUUGCAGAUCCAGCGCCAGCCUACCACCCCCCGCCGUCCCCAUAUGCAGCAACACAACCAAUGGCCCCACCCGCUCAACAGUAUGGUGGACAACAGCAGCUCGCAAUGCAUACCAGCAACAGAUCCGGAACACCUUCCGCGAGCGGAUACGGCCUUUCGCAGCCAUAUCAACAGCAGCAGGCAUACGGCCAACCACCGCAGCAGCAACAACAACGUCGUACCAGCAGCAAUCCUUUUGACUGA
Messenger RNA from Cylindrotheca closterium, 1602 nucleotides. NCBI's taxonomy places the organism in Eukaryota, Bacillariophyta, Bacillariophyceae, Bacillariales, Bacillariaceae. The record is from the annotation of a GenBank genome assembly.